Messenger RNA from Colossoma macropomum (tambaqui), 3055 nucleotides. It is a transcript of the gene scarb1, whose product is annotated as scavenger receptor class B, member 1. Lineage: Eukaryota; Metazoa; Chordata; Actinopteri; Characiformes; Serrasalmidae. The transcript has 13 exons. The record is from RefSeq and is a predicted model, not a curated record. Gene Ontology annotation, molecular function: lipid binding; low-density lipoprotein particle binding; scavenger receptor activity. The coding region runs from base 273 to 1811 and encodes 512 amino acids. Gene Ontology annotation, cellular component: cytoplasm; caveola. Gene Ontology annotation, biological process: cholesterol efflux; cholesterol import; recognition of apoptotic cell.
ACAAUGUCAUAAGCUCCCUUUAAAAAGGGCAAUGUUAGCCGGUCAGAGUUUUGAAAGUUGCAUGUUCGAAUGCUGUAGUGUUCUCUGAACUUAACACGAUAGUAUUUUGGGGAAGCAAGUAGAUUUAGCCGCAUGCAGUCAGUUUAGUUUUGUUGCCUGUAAACUAGGAGUCCAUCGAUCAGGGAGCUUACCUAGCCGUUUGCCAGCAAGUGCAACGUUUUGAAGAGACUUCAAUCCCUACAUUCAACUUGUGGUUUCUGCAUUGGUCAGCUAUGGCCAUAUCGAAGUCUAAAAUAGCGAUAGGACUUUUAGUCGUAGGGAUUUUUGCAGUUGUUUUUGGGACUGUUCUCGUGUUCGUGGGUCCGAUUAUUAUCGACGAUCAAAUAGUGAAGAAUGUAGAAAUCAAUCCCAAAAAUGAACUCUCCUAUACUAUGUGGAAGGACAUUCCUGUACCGUUCUUCAUGUCCAUUUAUUUCUUCAAUGUCCUCAACCCUGAUGAGAUACUGGCAGGAGAGAAGCCCAUGGUUGAGCAAAGAGGUCCAUAUGUGUACAGUGAGAAGCGAUGGAAGGAUAAUAUCACAUUCCACGACAACAAAACAGUGUCUUAUCAAGAAUAUCGGCAAUAUUUCUUUGAGGAGAGCAUGUCUGCAGGCAAUGAAUCUGAUGUGGUCACCAUUCCAAAUAUGUUGGUGCUGGGAGCGUCAGUGAUGAUGGAGAACAUGCCCUUUCCAGUGCGGGUGGUGAUAAGUGCUGCUUUCAGAUCUUUUAAAGAAAGUGCCUUCCUGACUAAAACAGUUGGUGAGCUCAUGUGGGGCUAUGACAGCAAGUUGGUGGACUUCCUCAACAGCUACUUCCCUGGCAUGCUUCCAAUCAAAGGGAAAUUUGGACUCUUCGCUGAGUUUAACAACUCAAACACUGGACUGUUUACUGUCUUUACUGGUCAAGAUGACAUCAGGAAAGUUCACAAAGUGGAUUCUUGGAAUGGAAUGAAGAAUGUGAACUACUGGAAUUCCGAGCAGUGCAACAUGAUCAAUGGAACAGCAGGUCAGAUGUGGCCUCCAUUUAUGACCACAGAAUCCACUUUGCCAUUUUACAGCCCGGAUGCCUGCAGGUCAAUGGAACUGGUUUACCAAAGGCCAGGGAUGAUGAAAGGAAUUCCUGUGUACCGUUUUGUGGCCCCAAGGACUCUUUUUGCCAACGGCUCAGAUUACCCUCCAAAUGAAGGCUUCUGCCCAUGCAGACAGUCGGGUCUUCUCAAUGUUAGCACCUGCAGGCACAAAUCUCCUGUGUUCAUCUCGCACCCUCACUUCUACAAUGCUGACCCUGCUCUGUUGGAGACGGUCACGGGACUUAGCCCUAAUGAGGAGGACCAUGGGCUCUUCAUUGACAUACACCCUGAGACUGGAGUGCCUAUGAAUGUCUCUAUCAAGUUGCAGUUGAAUCUGCUUAUGAAACGGGUCUCAGGAAUAACAGAAACUGGCAAAAUAGCUGAAGUGGUCAUGCCAAUGAUUUGGUUUGGAGAAAGUGGCUACAUUGACGGCCCUGUACUCAACACAUUUCGUACGAACCUGGUGAUUUUACCCAUGGUAAUGGAGUAUAUGCAAUACAUCUUCAUUGGAUUUGGACUGGGGUGUAUCAUCGGAGCUGUGGCUUUAAUACUGAGUGAAAAGAUACAGAAGAAAAGGAGCGCAUGUGGAGUCAUAGAAGACAAGGGGAUAAACAGUAAGAGGACUGGCCCGCCCUGCACAGAUGUGGACGCGAGCACUUUGGACAAUGAAAGAACUCCACUGCUACACAACUCCAAAGACUAGAGUAAUCUGUCUGUUCCCAUUGUACUGUAUUACCCUGCUCCUUCAUCUCUAAGCAAAACCAUGGAAAACUUGUGGUUUGUUCUUGUUUUUUUGUUUGUUUGUUUUGUGAAGUAGAAGAACUUUACCAAGAGCAAAAAAUACUAGCACUUACAACAGAAGUUCAUCGCAAAAUAUUAUUUACACAAUUUUCCCUUUCCCCAAACUAAGUCAGUCAAAGCAUUUUUGCUGGGGCUAUGAGGCAAAUGUAGCCAACAAGUAAUUAACAUCAUACAAACUGGAUGCCUACCUCAUCACACAUUUGCGUAAAACCAUGUCUAGUUAUGUAAUCUCAAAUGGACUUGCCUAUGUGGCUUCUGAUAUGCUUCUAUGUGAAAUCCUGUUAUUUAUAAAAGUGGACCAAAAUAUAUUGCAUAACUAAAACAGUAGCAGCAUCUAUACUGAAGCCUGAGUUUUGUCUGUACUUUUGUACCUAACAACUUUGCACAGUUUGAGGCAAAUGUGUGUUUAGUCUUGCAGUUUGCCUGAUGCUAAUUUAAGGUAAAAGGAAAAUUGUGGUAAACUAUUACUGUAAGGUGAAACUUAAAUGUUUCGCCCAGUUCCCGGUGCAGGUGAUAUUUACAAACUAUGUUUAAGUACUGUUUUAUGCAGGGGUUGUUGUGAAAUGCAUACUGACUCUGAAGUGCUGAGAAAGGUGAAUGAUUAACUUAAAUACUGGUAGAAGUUUCAAUAACAGGAGAUGCACAUUGUUGUUUUAAUUUCUCUCCCAUUACUUUAUUCUCUCCUAGACAGUGCACUUUUUAUAGAUCACUUUAACACCGCUAGCAAUGUUAAACUACAGAGAACUGUACAUACUUUACUAAACACACAGGUUAGUUUUAAAGUUGACAAGUCUUGUUUACAAAAAGAUAAGUAACUAUAAAUCUUUACCAUGGAACUGUAAUUGUUAAUGUUCUUGGAAUAUACUAUGCCGUAAUAUAAUUGUAUUACAUACUCGUGCUCUGCACAACAGUUGCUACCUGUGGCAUAAACCAGAAGUAUUAAUUACUUAAUUAAUUAAUCCACAGCCAGAAAGAAAAGUAGUCAUGUGAAAUAAACAUCAAAAUAUUCAGUGAACUGCUCAUGUACUUGAAUGUACAGAAUAAGAAAUGUACAAUAUUAAAAUAUAGUUGAUUUAUCAUGUCAAUGUGCCUUUGUUUUUGGAUGGUUAUAGCUUGAAUAUGAAAAUAAACUUUUCUACUGAAAUA